Molecule: messenger RNA, 1599 nt
Organism: Penicillium oxalicum
Lineage: Eukaryota; Fungi; Ascomycota; Eurotiomycetes; Eurotiales; Aspergillaceae
Product: oleate hydratase
Exons: 2
Coding region: 1-1599 (532 amino acids)
Biological process (GO): fatty acid metabolic process
Molecular function (GO): oleate hydratase activity; FAD binding
Source: RefSeq, a predicted model, not a curated record
AUGAUUCCCAAACGUGAUCCCCAGAAUGUACAGGCGUGGUUGGUUGGUAGCGGUAUCGCAUCACUCGCUGCCGCGGUACAUUUGAUCAACAAGGCCAAGGUCCCACCGAAUCAAAUUCACAUCCUUGACGCCCAUCAUGCCUCUGGUGGAGCAAUGGAGACCUCUGGUGACGAGAAAAACGGAUACAUUCUUCACACGGGUGCCCAGCCUUAUUUUUACGAGCAGUGUGUGAAAGACCUGCUUGCAAUGGUACCCAGUCACGAAUCCCCUGAUAAGAAUCUCUGGGAAGUAAUCAGGGAACAUGGCAAUGACAAUAGACCGAUGAACAAAGCCCAUACCCGUGCAGUCAGUCAGAGUGAGGAUGGGAUGCGUAAAGUUGAUAUGCAUGCGCUCCCGAUCGGUGCGAAGCUUCGCAUGGAUUUGAUCAAGUUCAUUGUGGAGAGCGAGAGGUAUCUUGAGUCGAAAAGGAUCAGUGACGUGUUUGAUAAGAGCUUUUUCGAGUCUGGAUUCUGGAAUUUGUGGUCAACAACCUUUCUGCUUCAAGAGUGGCAUAGUGCAGUUGAGUUCCAUCGACUACUCAGUAAAUGGCUUCCGGAACUCCACACCCACAAUGAUGUGCGCGAAAUGGAAAGGACCCCUUUUACUCUCUUCGAAUCUCUGAUUGCUCCGAUCACCACUUAUUUGAAGGAACAAGGGGUUGACUUCCGGUUCAAUAUAAUGGUCACCGACCUCAAAUCAUACCCAAGCAGUGACCCAACAACUAUCUCGGAGCUUGUCCUGCUGGAAAACGGUCAUGAGCUUCUCAUUACCAUCGACCCUGUCGACAUCCUCAUCAUAACAUUAGGGUCAGUGGCCACCGGUAUGCAGACAGGAUCUAACAAGGAACCUCCACCGCCACUAUCAUCUCCCUUCAUGGACAUCAUGAAUAGUGGGGAGUGGUCAUUGUGGCAGAAGCUCGAGAAACAGUCUACCAAGUUUGGAAAUCCUGCCAACUUCUCCAACCGACUGAGCGAGUCCCAGAUCGAGACUUUUACCGUCACCUUGCACGAUGCGGACUUCAUGCACCACUACGCCCAUUUGACGCGUGAUAAGCCGGGUACGGGCGCCCUACUCACAAUUCAAGACAGUCCCUGGGGCCUGACCAUCAGCGUUCCUCACCAACCAGUCUUUGCGACGCAGCCUAAAUCUGUUCAUGUCAUAUGGGGCUAUGGUCUUCAACCUGAGCGCGUUGGGAAAUACAUUAAGAAGCCAAUGCUUCGAUGCUCUGGCGAAGAGAUUCUACGUGAGCUUCUUUCCCACUUGGGAUUUCCCUGUGAUUCUCUGAUUUCGUCGUCUAUCACUAUUCCAUGUUUGAUCCCCUUGGGGACUUCCAUGCUUUUGUCUCGUGGACUCCAUGACCGUCCGAAUGUGAUCCCCCAUGGUAACACGAACUUGGGUCUUAUUGGUCAAUAUGUUGAGAUCCCUGCGGAUGCAGCUUGCAGCUUGGAAUACAGUGUCCGUGGAGCCCAGCUCGCAGUGGCCACUUUGAUGGACCUACCUGAUCGACCUCCAAAGGUUGGAAGAAAUAAGUUCUUGGAAGUUUUGGAGUUGUUGUGGUGA